UUCUCUCUCUUCUCCCCACAGACACAAACACAAACACACAAACACAAACCCUAUCUUCUUCAGUCAUAUCUUCUUCACUUUAAUUUUUCUUUUCUCCGCCACCACACAAAACCACAUUCUUCUUCUUUGCAUAUUUCUCACGCUAUUAUUUAUUUCUGAAUUCUUCAUCUCUAUCUUUAUAUUAUAUAUAUAUGCAUUCAUUCGACCUUGCAUAUACAUCUUCCCUCAAUCCCUAAAUUUCUCUAUUAAAAAAAAUCAAACCUUUCUCUCCCAAUUCUGCUGCUUCUCCAUUUCCUUCUUUUCUGCAAAAUCCAUCCGAAGAGGGUUUCUUUUCUUUCGAAUGGCGCUUGCGUAUGAUCCUCUCUUCAUUUCCUCCUCCGACAAAUCUUUGUCCGCCAUCGAUGUUGCCUCACCGCCACACCCCAUGGUUUUGACCCAAGACGAGCUCAAACGUAUCGCCGCUUACAAGGCCGUCGAAUUCGUCCAAUCCGGCAUGGUCCUCGGCCUCGGUACCGGCUCCACCGCCAAACACGCCGUCGACCGCAUCGGCGAGCUUCUCCGCCAUGGCAAGCUCGACAACAUCGUUGGUAUACCGACGUCUAAGAAGACCCAGGAGCAGGCUCUGUCUCUCGGCAUCCCUCUCUCUGAUCUCGACGCACACCCCGUCAUUGAUCUCUCCAUCGACGGCGCCGACGAGGUCGACCCUUUUCUCAACCUCGUCAAAGGCAGAGGAGGCUCUCUGCUUCGGGAGAAGAUGAUCGAAGGAGCUUCCAAGAAGUUCGUGGUGAUCGUGGACGAGUCCAAGAUGGUGAAGCACAUUGGUGGGAGCAAGCUUGCUCUCCCCGUGGAGGUUGUGCCCUUCUGCUGGAAAUUCACGUCGGAGAAGCUGCGGAACCUGCUGGAAGGGUACGGUUGUGAAGCCAAUCUCAGAUUGGGGGAGAAAGGUAAACCCUUUGUGACGGACAAUGGGAAUUACAUAGUGGAUAUGCGCUUGGAGGAGGACAUGGGUGAUUUGGGAGCAGUGAGUGAUGCGAUUCUGAGGCUCCCUGGAGUUGUGGAGCAUGGAAUGUUUCUGGAUAUGGCUUCCACUGUUAUCAUUGCAGGUGAGCUUGGUGUUAAGAUCAAGCACAAACACACCACCUCCUCUUGAUUUUGUGUGUUUGGAGGGUAAUUUAGGAUUAUUUAAAAGAGGAUUGGUAUGGGAGAAACGGAUCAUGGUUGUUGUAUUGAUUUAGAUAGGUUUGGACUUUGGAGGAUGUCACUGUGAGUGUGAGUGAGGAGGGAUGAUGAUUAUUAUUCAUUUCACACAGUUUUUGGAUGCAUUGACUAUUCACAAUUAUCAUCUAUCUUUGUGAACGGCAUUUUGUUGCUUCAUUGCCCUUUUGAGUAUGAAUGCUUCUUCUUUCUAAAGUACUGUUGUUGGGCUUUGCUUUGCUUUGAUU
Messenger RNA from Camelina sativa (false flax), 1442 nucleotides. The record is from RefSeq and is a predicted model, not a curated record. Lineage: Eukaryota; Viridiplantae; Streptophyta; Magnoliopsida; Brassicales; Brassicaceae.